UAUUGCUUUUGGAAAGAAUAUGAGAAUUUUAAACGUAUGAAACGAGCGAACGAACAAGCUCUGUUUAAACUGAAAAACAAAUCUUUUAUUCUUGAAAGCGAAGAAGCUCUCGAAAUGAAAGAGUUUCAUAAGAAGUUUCCGUCUUACCGAAAUGUAUACUCGGAGUUUCUUUCUGUGCCUACUGAAGACGAAGACGCCGAGUCUCUGCAUGACCACGAGGACGUUGAAAAAGAAAGUACGGAAUGCGAUGCGCUGGUCAUCACUGAACGGGACAUCGUCUUUAUAUGCCAAAGCUAUUGCCUUUUUUCCACGGCUUUUUAUAACAGCUUUUACCUCGGGCGUCACGAUGACAUCUUUGCCUGUCUAAACUUUGAGGACCUUAUUAAGGAAGGAUGCAUGCUGGCGUAUCAUCUUAUUAAAGACUCGUUUUCUUCAGAUGUACCCUGCCUCCAUGAUAAGCAAAGCGUGUCUCCCGCGUACUCGGUUCACUUAAUAAUGAUCCAUAACUAUAUCAACAGCACAGAAAUGACAUGUGGGAAACCUUUACUUUUGGAACCACCGCGGUCUUUUUAUGAAACUGCCAACCGUACAGAGGCAUUGAAACUUCUCCCUAUUCUCAAAAAGUUUAAGAAGACCGUCUGCCUACUGCUAUCCCAGUGGCCGGAUCACCCGUCUUUGUGUCAAAUUCUUUCUCUUAUUGGACGAAUUCUAUCUCAUAAUUUGUCGUCUCCUUUAAUGAAAUUUCUAACGGGAUUGGAAAUUUUGCUUCAAAAGGCGCAUGAGUGGGAAGAAUACGCUUCUAAAGAUGUUUCUCUGUCGAUCCAUAUAAACGCCAUAAGUCAAAUAAUUCUUCAUUGGAGACAACUCGAAAUGCACGACUGGCCACUUGCUUUGGACCACAAACUUUUCGAAUUUGAAAGAGCGUCGAUGAGACUGUUUUUUGAUGUUUAUGAAGCCGUUCAGCACGGAGUACGUGGUGAAGGCUCCGUCGACCUUUCCGCUGUGUUUUACUGGUUAAAUGAGUUCUUGAAUACCUCGCCCGUGGGGGGUUACUCCAUGCGCCUGGAAAUCUUAAGGGGCUUCUACUUUAGCAUGAAAGUUAGCGCUCUUUCAGGCUCGCUACCUUUUUCCUCCCAGAAAAAUUUGCACCAGAUGAUGGAUCUCCUUUACAAUCUUAUAGAACUCCACUCUUCAUCUCUACAGAAAAUUAAACGCUGGAUUGUUUCGCAGCGUGCACCCUUUGAGGAAAAACUAAAAACUAUUUGUCAGCUCGCUAAAUGGUACGACGUAAACUAUUGGGUAGUGAUAGAGUCGGGGCAAAAGACACAUAAGCAGUUACACACGUGUACAGUUCAGUUUGGUCGCAUUUUGAAGCGACCAGUCUCCGAAGUACUGAAAGAACUUGUGAGCUGCGAAUCAUCCGAUGAACUUGAGAAUGAGCAUGGCAACGAGAAAAGCAUAAGAGAAUGUACCUCCGACUUCUCGAUGUCGGGAAAGUCUGAGGACAUCAUAGAGCUGACUGCCUUUCUUCCCGACCACCAGCUGAGAGUCUCAGAUGCUAUUUUCGCAAAAGUUCUGUCUUGCCUCGUUCACUUUCGCCAACACGACGAGUCGCUUAAGAAGAAAGCUCACCCUCCAUCACUUAAAGAAAAGACUUCUGAGCAGGAGGUUGAAUUCGCUUCCUUGUCAAAACAAGCUAAAGUUCAUAAGAGAAAAACACUUACGGACCUUUUGCGAAUGCUAAGUUUUCUUGGCUUUUCUUCCCAAAGCGUAGAAGCAAGAAAACAGUCAUACGAGUCUGUUGUUUUCUGUUCUUCGCAUGACCUGAACGACUCGCUGCUGCUUCUUAGAAGUUGCAUCGAUGCUCAGAGCGAUAGUACCAAGCAACUCUGCUCUUUUCUAGGAAACAAUGAGCACCUGCAAGACAGUUUAGCUAAAGGAACCAAGUACUACUACGAGUGUGUGUGCCAAAUGUUCGCCACCCGCCAAUCUGCGGAAAGUGGCUGCGGGUCAGAUUUAAGGGCGGACGAGAUCUCCAAGUGUAAAGGCUUCUCUGAAUUUGGUGUCCUGCUUCUUUCUAAGCAACGGAAACUUCUAAGCCUGCUAGCGCCGUCUUUGAGCCGUCUUAUUACUGCAGUUUGUAUGCUUGAUAAAGUUUCUCCUCUUUUAAGAAACACACCUUCGCAAAUAUUCACUCUUUCUCAUUUAUUGGAUCUUUUAACUUUUGAGGGGAACAUGAAUCAAGCGCUCUUUGAGACCGAGAGGGUUUUGCAUUGUGCCAGAGACCUCAUAGACCCCGCCGAACUGGUAGCCUUCGACGCGGUCACUAAAGUCUUUGCUGACACUUUUAAGCCUUCUCUUCACGCUUUAAUAUCAUCAUUGCCCAGCUUUGGAGGAUUUUCCAUGGAGCUCCUUGUGGCCCCCAACUCUCAUGAGCUAUUUCAACGUUGCUUUACGAUUGUUGAGACGCAGUUGUAUCCGAAGUUGCUGUCAUACGAGUCCUUGAGGACUUUUGGGCCUUCUCUUCUACUUAUUGCGCAACAGUGGAAGUCCUCAUCCCCAAUUGUUAAGCAUAAGUCUUCGACCAAUCCAAAUAUUGUUUAUACUACUCUUGAAGGCAUUGCGCACGCUAUACUUGUCCGGCUAAAGGCAGUUCGCACGCACUUAUUGGAGCGUCUAACUUCGUUUACGGGUGAUAGUGCCAUCGAAGAGGAAGAAUUUUUGAAGCACCAGAUUUUACUCCUACAGAAGAAUUUUAAUAUUAUUGGGAAGCACUUCGAUAUCGCAGUUAUAUGCGGAAAAGUGCACGAGUUCCUGCAACAGCUUAAAGUUAUUGUAGAUGAAAUUCAGUGCAACCGCUUGAGAAAAGACCUUAUAAAGCAACUUAUACUACUCAUUAAAAAGUUGUAUAGUGGCCUUUCGAGUUAUAUCUCGUUGGUGGGUUCCGUGUAUUAUAAAUUAGCGCUUUUUCACAUGUCUUUUGGGAAAAUGCACAAACUCUUGCUGAAUCUAUUUUACGAGCUCCUGGUUAAAGGCUUUUGUAUCCCCGAAAAUGCGCAAUUGGCGGAGUCCUCGGAGACCCGAGGCGGCAAAGAGGCGGGUAUUGGCGAAGGAGAAGGCGAGAAAAACGUCAGUGGCGAAAUCGAUGACGCGGAGCAGGUGUUGGGCACUGAAGGGACCAGAAACACCGACGACAAUGAGCCAACCAACGUGGAUGAAGAGGAAGGCAUCGAAAUGAACUACGACUUUGAAGGAAAACUCUUUGAUAUGACUCCAAUGAGUGACGAAGUUGAUGAGAACCAAUCGGAAUUCGACGAAAGUAAUGCGGAGGACGAGAUUGGUCCAGUAGAACAGGAACUCGUUGAUAAGCACAUGGCGCCAGCUGACCUUGAAGCCUCCCCUCAUCAUGAUUCGCGGCAUUCCCCCCAGCAGUUCGACGAAUUGGGGCAGACCGAACCUGAAACUCAGCCCGAAUUGACGGCUAAAGAGUACGAGUCCGAGGUCGAAGGCGUUAGCAACGAAGAACACAUGGAUUCUGACAGCAGCAAUGCAGCUGAGAUCUCGGACGAAUCGGCGUUACUUGACGAAGAAGAAAAACUUUUAGAAGAGGACAUCCAAGGAAGUGGUGAGGACGACGCAGAGUUGUCAAUGGUUGAAGCUGCCAGCUCUGAUAAGCCCACACCACUUGAGGACGCUAAUGACGAAGUCGUUAAUGAAAACUCUUUGGUUUGUUCGAAAGAAAGUGAACGGGAAGCUCUUGAUGAACACGAAAAAGGUGUCCCUGUUGAUGAAAAGGAGAAUUGCAGCAGUUUAGAGGCUGGUACCCCGAAUAUGACUUCGGCUGGUCAAGCACAACGGUCUGAGGAACAAGAAAGGAGUAUUGAGCAUAAGUCUGGCUCUCCACUUGCUCAACCAGCGGAUCAUAACGCGAAGCAAGGAGAAGUUGCUGCGCCAUACGAUUGGCCCCGUGAAUCUCACCGCAGUGGCAACAACUUAUACGGAAAACAGAAUUACAAUGCUGGAGAGAAUAAUCCAAUCAAUGAGCCCUCGAAAAAAGACCUCAAUGUAAAUCCUUUUCGGAGCGUUGGAGACGCCGCAAAGAAUUGGAUGGAAAGAGCUCGCGUUUUCGAUAUGGAAACUAACGAACUUGAAAAUAUUCUCGAUGCUUCCGAACAGAAAAACUGCAAUAAAUGUGAUUCACAUGAGUAUUCCUACAUCUCUGAAAAUUUUCCAUUACGUGACGAUGAUAAACAAGUUUUAAGCUCCGCUUCGAAAGAGCAAGCCGAGUACUCUUCUAAGAAUCAAGCAGAACCCGAAGAGAACGCUUCUGAUGCACGGAACUUUGAUAUUGAAUUAUUAUCGGGAACGAACGAACUAAAAAUGGAAGUUGACGAAUCCUCAAUGCUUCCCGCGUUGAAGGAACUAGAAGUAAACCGCAGCGAUCAGCACAACGCCGGCAAGCUCAGCCGCAUUUUUACAGAAAGUGAGAAGACUUUUGAGGAUAUAGUGGAUCGUGAGGGAGUACCCACAGAUUUGCUGAAUGAAAACAUAAAGGCCGAAAACAAAAUACUGAAUGCAGAAGAAAACCAGCACCAACAGUCUUUAGAGCAGGAAGACGCCACCGAACAGCUCAGUGCCAAACUGGAGGGUGCUUUGGUCAAUUGGAGAAAGCGUUAUCAACAGAACGAGUCCCAGCAAUCGCAAGCUCGCGCUGUUUGGAAGAAGUAUGAUUCAUUGACCCAACAUGCUGCUCAGGAUUUGUGCGAGCAACUUCGCAUUAUACUCGAACCCUCGUUGGCUACUAAGUUAAAAGGAGACUACAAAACCGGGAAGCGUUUAAAUAUGAGGCGCAUAAUACCGUACAUAGCCAGUCAGUAUAAAAAGGACAAAAUAUGGCUCAGGAGGACGAAGCCUUCGAAAAGGGCAUAUCAAGUUUUACUGACCAUUGACGAUUCGGAGUCCAUGUCGGACAGCUGCAGUACGGCUUUGGCUUUUGAGUCUCUUUGUUUACUCAGUAAAGCGCUGACCUUACUAGAGGUCGGAGAGCUUUGUGUCAUGAGUUUUAGCGACUCCGUAAGGCUUCUUCAUCCCUUUUAUGAGCCAUUUACUGAAGAAAACGGAGCCGCCAUUGUAUCUCAACUCUCAUUUACUGAAGGCACCACUAACUUUUCUCAAAUGUUAACGACAUCACUAAACUUCUUAAAGUCGUCAUCACGGAAAAGUCAUCUUCCCGUCAGCCAACUGCAGUUUAUCAUAUCUGACGGGAUUUGCCCAGAUCUGGAGGCUGUACACCAGCGUGUUGUAGAGAGUGUCAACGCUGGCGUGCUUCUUGUGUUCAUCAUCGUUGACAAUCCACAAGUGAAGCAACACUCUAUUAUGGACAUUAAGACCGUGACGUACCCUCGAGGGAAACUGAAGAUUAGCUCAUACCUGGACCUUUUUCCCUUUCCAUAUUACGUUAUUCUGAGGAACGUCAGUGCUCUGCCUUCUAUUUUAGCCGAUGCCCUCAGGCAGUGGUUUGAACUUUUUUCUUCUCAAUAAAUUCGUUUUUAUGCUCUAA
Zophobas morio is the source of this 5560-nucleotide messenger RNA. RefSeq names its product midasin-like. Gene Ontology annotation, biological process: ribosomal large subunit assembly; ribosomal large subunit export from nucleus. The coding region runs from base 37 to 5541 and encodes 1834 amino acids. Gene Ontology annotation, cellular component: preribosome, large subunit precursor; nucleus. The transcript has 41 exons. Lineage: Eukaryota; Metazoa; Arthropoda; Insecta; Coleoptera; Tenebrionidae. The record is from RefSeq and is a predicted model, not a curated record.